AGGGUGAACAGAGUUCCUAUGGACGGACGGAUUUAACACUCUUAUCCUGAAAAUCCAGAUGGGAAAUACUAUUCCUGUUUCCGGUUGAACCGGAGCGGUGUUUUGGAGUGAGGUUCGGUGUGGUACCGGUUCUGUAGCCGUCAUGGCUGCUCACAGUAACAGCUCUAUCCGCGUGCGCGUCCUCUUCGACUACCCGCCGCCCGCGGUGGUGGACUCCCGGAAGUGCUGGCUGCUCGUGGACCUGAACACGUGUCGCGUGGUGGCGGAUCUGGAGAGUGUGAUCAGAGAGAAGUUCGGGUUCAGCCGCAGGAGCAUCCUCAGCCUCUUCAUAGACGACUGCUACCUGCUGCACACCGAGAGCGUGUACGUGGUGCGAGACAACGACAGCGUGAGGGUGAAGGUGGACUGUCUGGCUCAGGUGAACGGCCUCAGCAGCUGUCCAGACACAGCAAGUGAAACCUGCAGGAAGAGACCGAGACCCACAGAGGAGGAUGGGCCAGCGGAAAAUGGAGAGAGCGUGGAGUGGAAGAAAAAAAAGAGGAAAAAAAAGAGCGAGGAGCUCCUGGAGAGGGAUACCAAGCAGGCUUCAGGUGAUGAGAGGAACAAGAAGUCUCCUGUAAAGAAGAAGAAGAAGAAAAUUAAGAAGGCCGAGGAAAACGGCCCUACUGUCACCCUGAAACCAGCUGCCCCCCCAAAACCAGCUGCCCCCCCCAAACCAGCUGUCACCCCCAAACCAGCUGUCACCCCCAAAGCAGCUGUCACCCCCAAACCAGCUGCUUCUACCAGAAAACCCCCAGCUAGUGCCGACCAGCCAGUUAAAAGCACCAAGAAGCCCCCAGUGGCACCAGCAACCCCCCCGUGUGUCUUCUCCUCAGACUCCAGUAGCAGCAGCAGUGAGGAGGAUGAAGCUCCCAGAAAACCAGCUGCCCAGAAAGCAGCAUCCAGAACGCCCUCCUCCACCCCCGCUGCUGCUUCCAAGGCACCUCCAACCACCACCCAGACAAAAUCACAGCCUCCUUCAUCAUCCUCUUCUGAGAGCUCCUCUGAUGAGGCCACCGCUGUAAAGAGCCUGCUGAGAACCACCUCCACAACCCCCAAAGGAAGAAGAAGAGCUGACUCUAACCCUCAGCAGGCUCCUCCUGCCCUGCAGCCCACAAACGGUGCACAGAAACGGGCCGCCAGCGUAGCGGUGCCCCCUCACGAUAAAACUGCGACACCUUGUGACUCAGACAGCGAGGAGGAGAUCAAGCUGGUGAUCCGACGGCCGAUGCAGCAGCCGGGCCUCGGUACGGGUGGUCAGUGGUCUUGGAGAGGCGGCGGCAGCCGAGGAGAGAGCAGGCGUGGCGGACCUGGAGAGAGGGGACGGGGUGGAGGUCGAGGGGGCAUCAGAGGGCACAGCGACAGCUCUGAGUUGAGCUGUAACGGAGCCACGGAGCCGUCCUGCCACACUGACUCACUGAGCAACGUGUCAGUCGUCCUCCAGAACGGAGCAGAAGGAGCUCCCAAACAGGACUACAGCUCUAUGCCGCUGCUCGCCGCCCCCCCUCAGGUGGGGCAGAAGAUUGCCUUCAAGUUACUGGAGCUGACUGAGAACUACACACCAGAGGUCUCAGACUAUAAGGAGGGAAAGAUUGUGACCUUUGACCUAACAACCAAACAGAUUGAGCUGGAACUACUCAAUACCUGUCAAGCUCCUGUUGAGCCUGGUAAGUUUGACCUGGUCUAUCAGAACCCAGAUGGCUCGGAGAGCGUGGAGUACGCAGUGACCAGAGGCUCUCGGGUGACAGAACGGUGGGACUCCCUGCUGGAACCUAGGCUGGUCCUUUAAAUGGGACCUGAUGGAUCUGCCUUUUCUCUUGUUAACUUUAUGUCAGGAUCCUUGAACUUGUUAAACUGGGUAGUCACUUUGGUACAUUGCAUACGGCCGCUAAGGAAUAUGAUUAUAUUCUCUCCUCUGUUCUUCUCAAUAUGUCAUCACUUCACACAGAAGAGCUACUGCAGGUCUAAGUGUUGACAACAUGGGGUGGGGGAUUAGAUUGUCAAAUACUGUUUUUUUUUAAUCCGUUGGUGGAAUGAGUGAUGGCUUCGAGGACUGGGACAUACUAGUUUUAUGUUUUGUACAGAGAUGUGACUGUGGAUAUCAGUCUUGUAUAAACAUUUUUCUAAUAAAACAUGUUGUAUUAUUCCAAUGUG
Molecule: messenger RNA, 2193 nt
Organism: Sebastes umbrosus (honeycomb rockfish)
Lineage: Eukaryota; Metazoa; Chordata; Actinopteri; Perciformes; Sebastidae
Gene: coil
Product: coilin p80
Exons: 7
Coding region: 143-1828 (561 amino acids)
Biological process (GO): spliceosomal snRNP assembly
Cellular component (GO): Cajal body
Molecular function (GO): U2 snRNA binding; U1 snRNA binding
Source: RefSeq, a predicted model, not a curated record